Macadamia integrifolia is the source of this 1501-nucleotide messenger RNA. Its product is annotated as GEM-like protein 1. The record is from RefSeq and is a predicted model, not a curated record. The transcript has 4 exons. NCBI's taxonomy places the organism in Eukaryota, Viridiplantae, Streptophyta, Magnoliopsida, Proteales, Proteaceae. Bases 245 to 1177 code for a protein of 310 amino acids.
AGAGAACCAUCACGCGCUUUACGGGGGCCAUCCGCGUUUUGCUCUCUCGCCCCCUUUCAAGUUUCAACUGUCAAAUCAAACGACCACACAAAUACAGAUUUCAAAUAAUUUUCCACUAUCCGAAUCCUUCCUUCCUUCGAUUCCUCUCCAUAAUCCUUAACAGCGAAGAAAUCAAGAACACACAGAAGAUAACAGAGAGAGAUCAGUAAUCUUCGAGAAAUUCGAUCGAAAAGAGUAAUCUUAGAUGGAUCAGGAUCACCAGCAAAAGCAAGGUAAUCAAACUGAGACGAAGAAAAUGGAGGGCGAUAAAUCCUCAACAUACGCCCCUUACCCGAAACUAGAACCAGAAGAUGUCGCUCCUCCUCCACCACCUGGAGCCGCCGCCGCUGCUGCUACUAAUCAGGAGAAUUGGGGUACCUUUGUGAUGGGAACUCAAUCGCAAGGCGAUCCUUCGACGCCGAAUAAGCCGCAUAAACAGGUGAGUUGGAGCUCUGAUUUGGAGAAGGAAGGUCCUCAUGGAACCGCCGCCGAAAACCGUGCCACUACAAUGCCAUCUGAAUCCAAUCCUUACAUCUCUUCUUCGCCUGGGACGUCGGCAUCAACGUCCAUCAAGGAUAAGAUGGAUACGGUUCGCGAUGUUCUUGGGAGGUGGGGAAAGAAAGUGGGAGAAGCCACCAAGGGGGCGGAGGAUCUGACUAGAAACAUGUGGCAACACUUGAAGACAGCACCAAGUGUCGCGGAUGCUGCCAUGGGAAGGAUUGCUCAGGGAACUAAAGUUCUAGCAGAAGGUGGUUAUGAGAAGAUCUUCAGACAGACCUUUGAGACUACUCCUGAGGAGCAACUUAAAAAGUCUUAUGCAUGCUACUUGUCAACAUCAGCUGGCCCAGUUAUGGGAAUUUUGUAUCUCUCCUCUGCAAAACUUGCAUUUUGCAGUGACAGUCCUCUUUCAUACAAAGUUGGAGACCAAACUGACUGGAGCUAUUAUAAGGUGGUUAUCCCAUUGCAUCAGCUUAAAGCAGUUAAUCCUUCAGCAAGUAAAGUCAAUGCAGCUGAGAAAUACAUCCAAAUUAUCUCUGUUGACAACCACGAAUUUUGGUUCAUGGCCUUUGUAAACUAUGACAGUGCUGUUAUCAAUCUACAAGACGCCUUGCAGGGCUUUAACUUACAAUCUGUGUGAUAGUAGCUGUGUACUCUUGGGAUAUGUCUCACUUGCUGCUGAGAUGUUGAUUGGAUGAUGAUUAUGUUUGGUGCUUUGGAUACUAAACAUAUGUGGAUAAGAGGAAGUAAGAAACUGCUGUUGUAUGCUCCCAUCUAUUUUGAGUAACUUGUAUGAUUCUCCUGUAUUGGACCUUAGCAUCUGUAUUUUAUUUUGUGAUACAAUUUGGGGAGUAGAUAGAAAUUGUUUAAUUUGGGUAUAUUGGUUUUCAGCUUACAUGUUGUAAUUACUCAAAUUACUCUUUUUAGAAGGGAGUAAGUGAUGAAUUUAUUUGAUAUUGGAUUA